Molecule: messenger RNA, 1580 nt
Organism: Fusarium odoratissimum NRRL 54006
Lineage: Eukaryota; Fungi; Ascomycota; Sordariomycetes; Hypocreales; Nectriaceae
Exons: 2
Coding region: 102-1580 (492 amino acids)
Source: RefSeq, a predicted model, not a curated record
CUAAUUCCGAGAGCAGCUCAACCACGAGACGCAGUUACCUGUCCAGGACCACCCUUUCAAUACUGCAGCACCAAGCGCCCAACCAGUUUGACUGGUUCAGAAUGCCGCCGAAAUCGUACAUAGAUUAUGUGGUGACCCAGGCUCAGUCAAACCCACGCGUGAGGAGUCUUGAGAGAUACAUUCGCCGAAAGGCUACUCACUCCAGCAAGAUCGCCAUUAUUGAUUACGCCCAAAAUGACGCGCUUGGACCUAAUAACAAGCCGGCAGUCAUGGAAAACUGUGAUAUUGAUGAUAUCAUCAAACAGCCAGCCGCAAACACCAUGCGACUGCUUCUCAUUGAAGAUAUCAGUCCUCAAAUAAUGAUAGUCUUAGGUGAAAGAUUUGAUAUCAACCCAAUCUUCUUCGCUGAAUAUGUCAACCCAAACAUUACAGACGUCGACAAGGGCCCUCUAUCACAUUCUCUUGCAACAUUACCAUCAUUUAAGCCUGGUGAAGGAUACCUGCAUCUUCCAUACCAGCAAAUCCUGGAUCUCAGUAGUGCAAAACUAUCUUAUCAUAUGAAAAAUGCACUACAUACAGCCUCGAAUGUUCCUCGAGAUGUCGAGAAUUUGGCGUUUCUAUCGGACCAACAGUUGAUUAUUGCUCAUGCUACUUGUUCCGUCAUUAUCGAGAAGUUCAAGACUUAUUCGAUAUGUCUGAUCUUAGUAGAUUCUCCGGUGACACACGUUGUCAAAACUACUAGAGCUGGAAGACGACGACAUUAUCCUGCCAGUAGUCUGCAAGCAGUCUUUGAAGAAUCUGAGCUUCGUCGCUCCAUGACGUCCUAUACUCAAGGCCAUGCCUACUUGGAUGGCACCUCGAUGCUGGAUAAAUUGUUUCAUUCCUUCCAGCGGCCAGGGCUGUUUGGAGACUCAGCCGCGGCUUUAGCCAUCUCGGACUUUUACCACCAUUUUAUUCCUAUAGUUCUAACCCACUGGAGUUUCGACCUACGUCUUAUAGGCCUGCUGUCUAAGGGCUACAAGCUCUCACUAGAGGACACCAAAUGUCAAGUGGACAAUGAUUAUCUCCUCAAUCUAACCAGUUGGAGACAACAAAUCUGGCAAAGACGACGCAGAUUGACUGUUCUUUCUGAGUUCGUCAACUUUCGGAUUGCGCAAGAGUGCGAUACAAUGACUUUGCAGUUGCUUCUCAGUGAUAUUACUGAGUUACAAGAUCAACUCCAAGACUGUGCUCAGCUGUUUGAGGAUAUGGUCGUAUUGACAAGGUUGAUGAUCCAAAAUUCGGACUCAAGGAGAUCUAUCUUUGGCGAUGUCAAUGUUGUUCACUUAACAUACAUCGUAAUCCUCUUUGCACCGGGGUUCUUUGUUUCUAGCAUGUUCAGUAUGUCCAUGUACAAGUUAUCUGACAGCCAGGAACCUUGGAUAUAUAUCUCAACAACCCUUCUAUUUCUAGUUCCUGCCAUUGUGUUGUUGGCUCAGUAUCAGGAAGUUGUACAAGCAGUGGAAGACAUUUACUGGGAAUCGAUUCGCGUUUACAAAUCUGCGUAUUUAAGGUCACUUACUCAGCAGGAAAUGGUAUAG